CCGCCUUCCUGAGGUGCUGGAGAGGUGGGGAGGCUGCGUGUGACGGGCGAGGAUCCCCGCUGGUACUGUUGUUUAUACCGCUGUUCGGCUCUCGCUCCCCGCCGUCUCCGGGAGUGGAGGCGGAACGUCGCUGCGCUGAGGAGGAGUUGCAGGCCGGACACGUUGCUGGUGCACAAUCUCAGUUCCGGCCGAAAAGGAGGAUGAGUCCUGGGGAGCGGCGGCUGUAAGACACUACUAGAUAGAGCGUGAGCUAUGGAGAAGCCGGGCCUGCAGACCGUCUACCAGGCCGUGCAGGCACUCUACCACGACCCGGACCCUAGCGGGAAGGAGCGGGCAUCGCUAUGGCUGGGAGAGCUGCAGAGAUCGGUGUAUGCUUGGGAGAUCUCGGACCAGUUGCUGCAGAUUCACCAGGAUGUGGAGUCUUGCUACUUUGCAGCACAAACCAUGAAAGUGAAAAUUCAGACCUCUUUUUAUGAACUGCCCGCAGACUCCCAUGCUUCCUUGCGGGACUCUUUGUUGUCUCAUAUACAGAACUUAAAGGACAUGUCCCCCGUCAUUGUCACUCAGCUGGCUUUAGCAAUAGCAGAUCUUGCCCUGCAGAUGGCUUCUUGGAAAGGCUGUGUGCAAACCCUUGUAGAAACAUAUAGUAAUGACGCCUCCUCAUUACCCUUCCUCCUGGAGAUCCUCACUGUGCUACCUGAGGAGGUGCAUAGCCGAUCCCUGCGUAUCGGUGCUAAUCGGCGUUCUGAGAUCAUUGAGGACUUAGCGUAUUACUCCAGCACUGUGGUCUCUCUUCUGAUGAACUGCGUGGAGAAGUCUGCUGGCAAUGAGAAAAUGCUGAUAAAAACAUUUAAAUGUUUGGGCAGCUGGUUUAAUUUGGGCGUCCUAGACAGCAAUUUUAUGGCAAACAAUCGACUCUUGCUGGUCCUCUUCCAGGUCCUGCAACAGGACCAGACCCCUUCCAAUCUGCAUGAAGCUGCUUCUGACUGUGUCUGUUCUGCCCUCUACGCUAUUGAAAACAUUGAGACUCACCUAAGCCUGGGAACACAGCUCUUCCAAGGAGUGCUUACUCUUGAACCAGCUUAUCAUAUGGCAGUGGCUCGAGAGGACAUGGACAAGGUGUUGAAUUAUUGCAGGAUGUUUACAGAGCUGUGUGAAACCUUUCUAGAGAAGAUUGUUUCUACUCCAGGUCAAGACCUCGGAGAUCUACGAACGCUGGACCUUCUCUUAAUUUGUGCGGGUCACCCACAAUAUGAGGUAGUUGAAAUCUCAUUCAACUUCUGGUAUAGACUGGGAGAACAUCUUUACAAAAUAAAUGACGUUGUGCUCCACAGCAUCUUUAAACCAUACAUACAGAGGCUUCUGCAUGCUUUAGCGCGACACUGUCAGCUGGAUCCAGAUCACGAGGGAGUUCCUGAGGACACAGAUGAUUUUGGAGAAUUUCGUAUGAGGGUUUCGGACCUAGUGAAGGAUCUGAUCUUUCUGGUGGGCUCUGUGGAGUGUUUCUCUCAGUUGUAUUCUACCUUGAAAGACAGUAACCCACCAUGGGAAGUCACGGAGGCUGUGUUGUUCAUCAUGGCUUCCAUUGCCAAAAGUAUAGACCCGGAUAAAAACCUAACUUUAAUAGAAGUGUUAGAAGGUGUGGUCAGGCUUCCUGAAUCUGUGCACGUUGCUGUGCGUUAUACUAGCAUUGAACUGGUAGGGGAAAUGAGCGAAGUCGUUGACAGAAACCCUCAGUUUCUUGAUGCGGUGUUAAAUUACCUAAUGAAAGGCUUGUGUCAACCAGCCUUGGCUUCCCCCUCUGCCAAAGCCAUCCAGAAUAUUUGCUCUGUGUGUAGAGACCACAUGGCACAGCACUUUACAGGACUUCUGGGGAUUGCAAAAUCCUUGGAUUCUUUUACUCUGCCACCUGAGGCUUCUGUGGGACUUUUAAAAGGCACAGCAUUAGUCCUGACUCGUCUGCCUCUGGAUAAGAUCUCGGAGUGCUUGAGUGAGCUGUGUUCUGUCCAGGUUCAAUCACUUAAAAAGCUUCUAUCCCAAGACCCUAACAAUGGUAUAUCCUCAGACCCCACACUGUUUCUGGACAGACUGGCAGUCAUCUUCAGGCAUACUGCUCCCACAGUGGAAAAUGGGCAGACACAUCCAUGUCAGAAAGUCAUCCAAGAAAUAUGGCCUGUGAUGUCAGAGACGUUAAAUAAGCAUCGUGCAGAUAAUCGCAUUGUGGAACGGUGUUGUCGGUGUCUACGUUUUGCUGUGCGCUGUGUCGGGAAAGGAUCAGCUGCUCUCUUGCAGCCUCUUGUAACGCAGAUGGUGAAUGUGUACCAGAUACACCAACACUCAUGCUUCCUCUACCUAGGCAGCAUUCUGGUUGAUGAGUAUGGAAUGGAAGAAGGGUGUCAGCAAGGGUUACUUGAUAUGCUGCAAGCUCUAUGUGUACCUACCUUUCAACUACUUGAGCAGCCAAAUGGGCUCCGUAAUCACCCAGAUACAGUAGAUGACAUGUUCCGCCUCUUAACAAGGUUCAUUCAGCGGUGUCCCAUUGUCCUGCUGCGCAGUCAGGUGCUGGUGCAUGUUUUGCAGUGGGCUAUUGCUGCCACUGCACUAGACCAUCGAGAUGCCAAUUGUAGUGUCAUGAAGUUUCUCCGUGAUCUUGUCCAUGCUGGGGUGGCCAAUGAUCAUGAAGAAAACUUUGAGGUUCGGAAGGACCUGAUCCAGCAGGUGUUGAACCAGUUUGGACAGCAGCUGAUAAGUCAGCUCCUACAUGCGUGCUGUUUCUGCCUCCCACCUUACACCUUGCCUGAUGUGGCUGAAGUCAUCUGGGAGAUCAUGAUCUUUGAUAGGCCGACAUUUUGUAGAUGGCUGGAAACAUCGUUGAAGAGUUUACCAAAGGAGAUGUCAGGGGGCGCUAUCACAGUGACUCAUAAACAGUUAACAGACUUCCAUAAGCAAGUCACAAGUGCUGAGGAAUGUAAACAGGUGUGUUGGGCUCUGAGAGAUUUCACCAGGUUAUUUCGAUAGCUGUGCUCCUAGAUCACCCAGCCUGUCACGUGAAGACAGGUUACCCAGGCCACUAAGACGGCACCUUCCGAACAGAGAACCAUUGUGGAUUGGCUUCUAUACCCCAUAGUGUGUGAUGCCAAAUGGGGGACGCAAAGCAAGGAAAACGACAGACCAGAAAGCUUUGUGGAUGGCGUCCCCAUGUAACGUGUGCUGAAGAUAAUGUAAAGAACUGGGAAAAAAGUUAAACCCCUUCACUUCUGGUAAAUGUUCCCUGUAGAGCUGUGGUUUCUGUAAGAAUCUUCCACAGUAGUAAGAACCUCAAUGAGCAAACCGUGCCAGAAGUGUAUUGAUGUCCCAAUCCCCCACAGUGCCACAUUGUCCUAAUAUUCGGGGGUGAAGGGGUUCUCCAGGCAAUGUUGUGUGCCCAAGUGCCACAUAUGCAUUAUGGGAGGGAUUGGUGGGGGGAGAAGAAGGUGGGGUUAGGAGGGUUUAGAGCUUUCCUUGAUGGACUUGUUUUAAAAUAAAAUAAAAUACAGGAAAAUACGAAAAAAAAUGCAAUGGAUAAGAAAAAAACACAAAAAAAAAACAAGCCGUCAGAUGAGAUCAUCAGUUGGCGGAAAUAAAAUUUGCGUGAAUGCAAACAAAAAAUAUGCAGCUAAACUUUCUGUGAAAAGAAAAAGUGCAAAUAAAACUUACAAAAAUGAA
Hyla sarda is the source of this 3705-nucleotide messenger RNA. RefSeq names its product transportin 3 (gene TNPO3). The transcript has 23 exons. Gene Ontology annotation, biological process: protein import into nucleus. Lineage: Eukaryota; Metazoa; Chordata; Amphibia; Anura; Hylidae. Bases 253 to 3018 code for a protein of 921 amino acids. Gene Ontology annotation, cellular component: nuclear membrane; cytoplasm. The record is from RefSeq and is a predicted model, not a curated record.